CGGAGCUGCUCGCUGCACUCUCACCGCCGCGGAGAGAAGCAGACGCAGUCAUUUAUUUGCCUGAGGAAAAGGCUUUACGCAGCAGGCACUAAGGACAAGAUUUCCACGACACGACAGCCGGGGAAAAAACGAAUGAUAGGGUCCCCUGAUGAUUGCACAGAGGGAUAAUAAGGAGCUGUUGCCCUGAUCGCUCUUUGUCAGGCACAGCUCAUCGGUAAUCAAGAUGUCAACCGCGACUGAAAAUGGGAUGGGAGGGCCUCAGACUGCAAGCAGAGAGAAAACAUAUAAGAAGACUACGUCAUCUGCCUUGAAAGGAGCCAUUCAGCUCGGUAUUGGCUACACAGUGGGCAACCUCACCUCCAAGCCUGACAGAGAUGUACUUAUGCAAGACUUCUAUGUUGUGGAAAGCGUCUUCCUGCCCAGUGAAGGGAGCAACCUGACCCCGGCUCAUCACUAUCCUGACUUCCGCUUCAAGACUUACGCCCCGCUGGCCUUCCGCUACUUCAGAGAUCUGUUUGGGAUCAAACCUGAUGACUACCUGUACUCCCUCGUAAAUGAGCCAUUGAUUGAGCUGGCCAACCCGGGCGCCAGUGGCUCUCUGUUCUACCUAACCAGCGAUGAUGAGUUCAUCAUUAAAACUGUCCAACACAAAGAGGCCAAGUUUCUGCAGAGACUGCUACCUGGAUACUACAUGAACUUGAACCAGAAUCCACGAACACUGCUGCCUAAGUUUUACGGCUUGUACUGCAUCCAGUCUGGUGGCAUAAACAUUCGACUGGUGGUGAUGAACAAUGUCCUGCCUCGCUCUGUAAAAAUGCACUACAAAUACGAUCUGAAAGGAUCCACGUACAAGAGGCGGGCGUCCAGGAAAGAAAGGGAAAAAUCCUGUCCGACCUACAAAGACUUGGACUUCCAGGACAUGCAUGAAGAGGGGGUUUACUUUGACGCAGAGACGUACAACAACCUAAUGAAGACCCUGCAGAGAGACUGUCGGGUGCUGGAGAGCUUUAAGAUCAUGGACUACAGUCUGCUCCUGGGAGUGCACGUCCUGGACACCAGCCAGAGGGACGGGGGCGAGUCGGGCCAGGCGGGGGGCGACGGCAGGAGACCUGUAGGUCAGAGGGUGCUUUACUCCACCGCCAUGGAGUCCAUCCAAGGAGACGGCAAGGCUGCCGAAGCCGUCACCACCGACGACACGAUGGGUGGCAUCCCUGCCAAAACACACAAAGAUGAAAAACUGCUCAUCUUCCUGGGUAUCAUCGACAUUCUGCAGUCAUACAGGUUUAUUAAAAAAUUGGAGCACUCGUGGAAAGCCCUGGUGUACGAUGGCGACUCCAUCUCCGUGCACCGGCCCGGGUUUUACGCCAGCCGCUUCCUCAAGUUCAUGAGCACGCGGGUCUUCAGGAAGACUCAGUCAAUUCGAUUCUCCCCUUCAAAGAGGACUCGCUCCUCCAUCCCUGCUCUGAAGUCGUCCUCACAGGAGAUCCUUUCAUCGCAGGCAGAUGAGAGGCACGAGGAGGCCAGGAGGGACCGGCUGGGCGGGGCACGCAGCCUGGCCAGUCUAGAUGGACAAGCUGUGUAUGGCCUGUACCUGCGUCCGGAUCUGGUCCCUGCCAACCCGUCCUUUUACGAGGGCUCCUCCAUGGGAACCGUCUCCACCUCCUCCAUUUUUGUAAAUGUGGACAACCAAACAGACGAGAGAGAUGAUGCUGCAUCCAGGUCUACGUUCACCCUGGAGGACAGCGCCAUCUGCCUCACCUCAGAGCAGAGCACCAUGGACGUGGACAUAGACCGAGAUGAUGGAUCAGUUCUUGAUGUCUAUCUGUGAGAAGUGAAGCUUUACAUCCUUCAUGUCCUCCCACCACGCAUGAGACAAUCACCGCACUCCUCUGGACGUGCCAGUCUGGUGUUUGACGUCACUUUCAGUGCUGCUAGAUACAUGUUUCCACCUGUGUCAAAUAAAACAAAACUUUGACCAAGUCGCCGGGGCAGGAAACACGUGACAUAUACCGCCCCGUGCUGAACUGAGUGUUGCUUUAUUAAGAGCAUGCAUCAAAGCAGUGCCAUUUAGGUUUUAUUUAUACAUGUAUACUGUUUUCAUGGUGUACAAGUUUGAAGCAUUUCCUAUUCAUAUAUCAACACAAAGAGUGUCGAGAUACGCAAUACAUUUCUGUAAAUGUUGUUUUCUGAAGCUCAGAAAGACACGAAAAAUGUACAACUGCUUCAGCUGCUGAUGAGAAAUGUUUACAGAGGUCAGCGGUGUCAUCAUCUCUGUCCCUGACGGGGAGAGACGCAACUUUGUCAAACAAAAAGGACACGCCAGCUUGUAGCAAGAGCCAGCGCGGGUGGAGUAAGAGACCAACACGAACAGACCUGACUUUGAAGCUACCAAGGCCAAACGGACUGUGAUGUGGCCAACGUUUUGUUUUAGACUCGGCGGCUAUUUCCGCUGCCUGAAAGGAUCCCGACGCUCCGGCUGUAAGGCCAAGCAAGAGGAGACUUUUACUGGAUCUUGGAUGAAGCACAGAGCAGACGGAGGAUGCGCUUGCUCUCGAUUAAAUAAGAGAAAAAAGGCACUUUUGACAUUGGUUAUGAUUACUGUAAAAUAUUUUUCGUGAAGACGUUGCUUAGAUGGGUGGACUACCUGACAGAAGUACAGAUUUGGCUGCGUGAACAUGCACUUUUUAUCUUCUCCCCUGUACAAAUGCACACCUAUUUGUCAUUGAUACAUGUAGAGACAAUGAAGGAAGACUGUAGAAGUUUUGAUGUGAAACUACUAGUUUUGUGUGGUUUGCGUCAUAACUGAAGACAUUUUUACUCAGGAUUUUCUUUCAUUCUGAUUGUGUCCUCUUCAAGACGUUAUGAGACAUGCAUCCUACAUUUAAUGCUGUCCGAUACCUCGAGAUCAAGAUCACAUCCAACUAUACAUGUUCAACUCUACCAUCACAUAUUUGUUGACAUAAUUUAUUAUGUAAAUCUCAAUAUUUCACCAUUUGCUGAAGAAAACCUUUAAUCACUGAAUGUAAAGACAAUGCAUAUUUAUACAUAUAGAACAGCCUCCUAUAAAUAAAGUCUUAAAGUUGAUUGUCGGUCCUCGUUUCCCAACUUUACAUAGACAAAUGAGUAAAACAGUACACUUUUGCAGCCGUGUUGUGUAAUAAUUUUAAUUUACAGAACAUUAUCAAAUCGCAUUACAUUUAGUGCAAAUAAUAACACUUCUGAUGUACAACUUAGAAAUAUACAAAAUGUGUAAUUACUGACAAAAACAAUUAAAAACGCAUAUCUGCAUUCUUCCGCUGACAGUACUCGUAAUCUAGCUUGUUAUCAGCACAACAGUGAUCCAGAACCUUCCAAACCUCUGACCUCUUAGACUGGACAUCUGAUGGUGAUUGUUUUUUUUUUGUUUUUUUCCCCCCACUCAUGCAAAUCU
Messenger RNA from Cololabis saira (Pacific saury), 3430 nucleotides. RefSeq names its product phosphatidylinositol-4-phosphate 5-kinase, type I, beta b (gene pip5k1bb). NCBI's taxonomy places the organism in Eukaryota, Metazoa, Chordata, Actinopteri, Beloniformes, Belonidae. The transcript is spliced from 15 exons. Gene Ontology annotation, molecular function: phosphatidylinositol kinase activity. Bases 224 to 1828 code for a protein of 534 amino acids. The record is from RefSeq and is a predicted model, not a curated record. Gene Ontology annotation, biological process: phosphatidylinositol metabolic process.